GAUGAGGAGGAUCAUAGAGGAAAAGGCAACAACAAGGAAUGAUUAUUGGUUUAAGUCAACUUAGCAAUUUAUGAAAGACAUUAAUUUAAAUUACUCUGACCUAAGAGCAAUUAAGAAAGAAAAAUUAAAGAAUAAGAUUAUAGACUGGGAUAGUAAGAGAUGGCAGCAGGAAGUAACAGAAAACUCAAGUUUAUCAAUAUAUAAAAAUUGGAAGACAGAAAUGUCUGAAGAGAAAAUAUACGACAAUAGACCAUCGUCACAAAUAUUAUUUAAAGCAAGAACAAAUAAUCUAAGACUAAAUGAUAGAAAUAGACACACUAACGGAGACACUAAAUGCAUCUUUUGUGACUGGAAUGUAGAGGAUUUAAUGCAUUUUCUGUUGUGGUGCCCAGGAUAUGCAGAAAUAAGAAAGAAGACAAUUUUACUGCAAAGACCAUACAUGUGAGCGAGCAAGUAUGAUGUCAUCCGUGAGGUUUGGAAGAGUGUGGCUGUCCCGAGCAUUAUGUAUGGAAUGGAUGUGAUGACAUGGAAUGACAGUGAGAUAGAAAAAUUGGAAGUGGGGCAGAAUAGGGUAGCAAGAAUGGCACUGAAUGCACCAAGGUUUGCAGCAGUAGAGGCUCUUAGGGGUGACAUGGGAUGGAGCACGUUUAGGGAAAGACUAGUAAAGGCAACCUUGAGAUAUAAAGUGAGACUGGAACAAAUGGAGGAUGCAAGAUUAGCAAGGAAAGAUAUACUUGUGGAGUAUAAGAGAUGGCAAAUGGGCGAAUAAAUGUGGGCGAAUGAUAGACAGAAAUGUUAUGCUAAGUAGGUGGGUGUACCGACCCUUUGAAGAUAGACAGAAUGUGUUUGAAUGGAGAAUAACAAACAGAAAUGGAGAGGGGUUUGAGUGGGAUGUAAGAAAGUGGAAGAAUGUGAUAGAUAUGGCAGUUAAAGAUGAGGGAUUGAGCAAGUGGAAGAAUGAGAUGGAAAGAAAGGAAACUCUUGACUGGUAUAGGGAGAAAGAGGCCCCAAAGUGGAAUGCAAGAAGUAUGACUGGGAGAGAACGAAGAUGAUGCAUGUGUUUCUGAGCGAGAUGGGACGUGGAGUAAACGGGAGGACUGGAAGGGAGUGGAUGGUGCUGCUGCUGGGGCUCAGUGGAGAGACGAGUGGACGAGUGAUUUUUUUUUUUUUUUUUUUUUUUUUACGUCUUGGCCUAUUGCGCCGGUAGGCUUCUUCCCGGUGGAUCCUGAUCGUCGGUCCAAGGCUUCUUCCCGGUGGGUCCUGAUGGUCGGCCCAGCCCGUUCUGGCGCAGGCGAGUGUUUACAAUGGCGCCAUCUUGCAUUGGCUCAUGCUGCCCUCCCGGAGCUCAUCUUUAAUCCUAGAAUCUAGAGUCUGGGUUGAUAGAUGGUCUUCUGGACAGCAUGUGGGUAGUUUUAAGCCACUCGGCGGCGGCUGAAAAAUCCCAGCUUGGUGGCACCGGUCGGGGAUUGAACUCGCGUCCUCCUGAACGCGGGGCCGUCUUGCUAUCCGUUCAGCCAAAGAGUUCUUGGAAGGCAUGUGGCGUGCAAGAUGUAGGGAAUGAUAUCUUGCCCCGAGAACAUUGACUUCCCGCAUGUUUUUUGUUUUCUUUUCACUUGAGCUGCCGCUACAAAGGCCUGGCUGGGGAGAAAUCCCGAGCCACCUGUGAUAUCAAGAUCAAGAUCCCUUGUUGGCUCUUUCUAAAACCCGCACUCAGGUCAGCACAGCAGUGACGUGACCUCCAGUGAGCCGUGCAUCCCUGCAGAAGGCGCCACAGGACACCACCGCGGCGAGGAACCAUCACAGCCACCAGCGGCAUGGAGGCUGCAGUGAAGGGGGGCGACAACCCCAAGGAAUGUCCCGUGUGCCUGACAGACUUUGAUGACACAGUGCAGCGGCCGCGCACUCUGCCCUGUGGCCACACCGUCUGCACACCGUGCAUAGGUAAGCUGGAGGAGGAGAGCCGUGUUACCUGCCCACAGUGCCGUGUUAGCCAUGAUGUGCCUGAGGGUGGAGAAUUCCCUGUCUCCUAUAUUGCUGAGGCCCUUAUAAGAAUGAUGAAAGAUGCCAAGGUGACUGCAGCAGCCUCACUGCCACCCAGUGCCAGGAAAGGGAAAGGAGCAGCAAGGGCAGCUGGCAAGAAGAAAGUGCCGGGUCUCUCCAAGAAAAUGUGUUCCUUUCUGGAGGAACAGGAGGCCACAGUUAUGGACGCCAUUGCUACCUGCCGGGAGGUUGAGUCACAGCUGCACCAGUACAAGAGGACCCUGACAGGCUGGGGCGAGCAGCAGCAGCAGCUGGAGAGCAGGCUCCAGGGACUGGUGGACCAGAGCAAGAGUGCCAGGGAGAUUGUGGAGCUGGAAAAGUCCCGAGUGACAGCCACGGAGGGGAAGGUGAAGAAGGGGAGGCAGGAGUUGCAGGCUGUGCUGGAGACAUUACGUGCCCCAGCAACAGAUCAAGAAGCAGGCUUGGCGGUGGCUGAAACAGUGCGUUGCCUUGGCGAGACGGAACAGGUGGUGGAGGAGUGCCAAGAGGGUUUCCCUGAUGCCAGUGCUGUUGCUGCUGUUUGUAAGGUGAAAAUGGCAUCUAGUGCAGCCCUGGGUGUUGCCAAGGCUGUCCAUAUGACCUUGGAAGUUACUAAAGAAGAACUGCUGCCUCAGUCAAACCCAGAAGAGGCCAAGGCCCAGUCAGACCCAGAAGAGGCCAGGCCCCAGUCAGACCCAGAAGAGGCCAGGGCCCAGUCAGACCCAGAGUCCACUAUCAUGGACAGACUGCAGCUCAUUUUGACGCUGAGCUUGAAGGCCGAGGACCUCCGUAGCCUGACACAGCCCGCCAGGAGCCUCUUGCAGGCUGGCCUGGUGUUUGCUGUCCACCAGGUGGAAGGUCAGCGCCGACACGCGAGAAUAAGCCUUGAAGCCGGCCGGCUGUACCUCUACGCCCUGAAGGAGCAGCCCCUGCCCCUGGGCGCAUCAACCCUGCAGGUGAGUGAGGUCGUGCCGCCCUCCCCCCCCUGCACUGUGUUCCUGGACCUGUCCUGGCCAGGCAGGGCGACACGACGGGUCAAAAUCCAUCUGAGCCCUGACACCCCGUGGGGCAGACAGUUUUUGUUGCUGUGCUCAGGGCAGCGCGGUCCUUCCUACCGCAACACCAACUUGCUAUGGGUGGUGAGGAAGGGGCGGCUGGGAGAGUCUGUGAUUGCUGGGGACUAUGAAAGCAAUGAUGGGAAGGGGACAUCCAGGCUGCUGUCUGACCUUGAUAAGGGUGAGUACCGGAGGUCAGGCCGGCUGGGUGAUGUGUGUGGGCUGAGGUGGAGUGGCCAUAACCGGUGUGCGCGUGGUCUGUUUGGCAUCUUCACCAAGAACAGGCAGGAAAAUGAUAUGUCGGGUCUUGUCUUUGGUGAGGUGGUGGAGGGACUGCCCGUGGUGGUUGAGGCAGCCAAAUACAGCAACAUUAGGAAGGUGACUGUGGUGGACUGUGGUGUGGUGUUGUGAAGAUAAUGCCCUGCACCACCACUAUCACCACCAUCACCACAUCAUCACCAUCAUCACUAUCACUACAACCACAACAACAUUAUAAAGGUGACUGGUGUUUUUUUACUAUUCUUUAUUUUUUUUUUUUAUAUUUAGUAACAUCCAGCAUAACCUUGUGUGCCUAACAUUAAUACCUGAUGCAAUGUAUUGUUCAGUUUCUCGCUGCAUUCUUGUGCCAUCAGCGCAGUGUUUCAUGCUGUCCACCGGCCUUCCCUUCACUUACUUUUGUUAACUUGUUCCAUGAUUUCCAUGUUUGUAAUUACAGGGACGUCUUGUUUUACGCGAGUUUAAACUACGCAAAUUUGGUUUAACGUGAUGUAUUUAUUAUUUAUAGAUAAAAAUUGGUCUUGGAACCAUCUGAUGAAAUCAAGGAAAUGUAUUGAAACAAUAAUUUUAUGUUUUCCUGUAAGUCAUUCCCUAAUAAAUGUCUGUGAUCAGUCUGUGA
Eriocheir sinensis (Chinese mitten crab) is the source of this 3969-nucleotide messenger RNA. RefSeq lists its product as uncharacterized. Lineage: Eukaryota; Metazoa; Arthropoda; Malacostraca; Decapoda; Varunidae. Gene Ontology annotation, molecular function: ubiquitin protein ligase activity. The record is from RefSeq and is a predicted model, not a curated record. Bases 1815 to 3485 code for a protein of 556 amino acids. The transcript is spliced from 5 exons. Gene Ontology annotation, biological process: protein ubiquitination.